Messenger RNA from Limanda limanda (common dab), 1897 nucleotides. RefSeq names its product spermatogenesis associated 2-like (gene spata2l). The transcript is spliced from 4 exons. Gene Ontology annotation, cellular component: cytoplasm. The record is from RefSeq and is a predicted model, not a curated record. Lineage: Eukaryota; Metazoa; Chordata; Actinopteri; Pleuronectiformes; Pleuronectidae. Bases 89 to 1681 code for a protein of 530 amino acids.
ACCGGAAGUGUGUGACGUGAUUCACCGACACACACUCUCCCACAGACACACACAGACACACACUCAGGAUCUCAGCUGACCUCCAGAGAUGAGCAGCUCCAGGCAGCGAGCCCGGGAUCUGCUGCAGGCCUACGAGCUGAGCCUGGAGCAGCAGAUCCUGGGCCGGGGCUCCAGCCACGCAUGUGGAGACCAGGAGCUGUGGAGGCAGGUGGAGGCUCGGCUGACGGAGGCCGACGCUCAGGACGCCCACUGCCUGGGUCUGGAUCCGCUGGAGGUGAUGGAGGAGUCGCUCAAGGCGCCGCCAGCCGCUGCCAGGGGGUCGAAGGUCAGAUCCAGAGGUCGCCUGCAGGACCUGGGGAAAGCGUUCGAGGUCCUGGAGCAAGCGGCUCUCAACCUGUACCUCGGGCCCUGGAGGCACGAGUACAAGGUCGUCAAGAUGUAUUCUGGGACUUUCACCCACUUCAUCAAGCCGGUGCUGUCCACGCCUCAGAUCGAGAAGCUCUUCGGUCUGUUGGGCUACCGGCCCAGCUCCCAGGAGCAGCUGUUCCUCCAGGAGCUCCGGACCAGCUCCGCCUCCCUGGACGACCUCCUGCGCCUGGCCUGCGCCUUCUACCUGGCUCGCUGCGAGUGUCGCCUCCUGCAGGCGGCGCUGGGGAAGCACGUGGGCGAGUCCCAGUGGGAGCUGGGUGUGGUGAGAGAGAGGCAGAGAGGAAACAGCCUGCAGGUCGCCAUGGAUACCACCAAGAAGACCAUGAAGGUCAACCAGCCGCGGAUGGAGCCGUUUGCCGGCGGCGUGGACGUGGAUCUGUACACAGACCAGCUCCUGAACGGGGGGGCGGCGGCGGCGGGCGUGAGUGACGACAAACCCUGGAGCUCGUCUCCACCUGCUGUGAAAACCCACGGCGACGGGUUCACGCCUCAGUCGUCCUCGUCCGGCGCCGUCUGCAUCACCACGCUCAACUGCCAGCUCAGCAAGAUGUCUCUCGGGGACUCGGGGGCCGGCUCCUCGGGGGGGAAGAAGCCGGGCAGGCGUCCCAGCGAGGGCUCGAGGUCGGACAAGGUGGACCCUGAGCCCCAGGUGGGCGGCUCCCAGGUGGAAGCUGCGGCUCCGGGGGAGAGAGAGAGUGAAGCGGAGCACUUCUGCAGCUGCCUCCAGGCUCCUCACGUGCUCCUGCAGCGCUGCGUGGACUGUCAGACGCUGCACAGCAUCACGUGUGCCUUGCUGCAGCACUGCCUGAUGGAGCGCCACGCCGUCGGGCCCUUCGAAGACCUCGCCGAGUCCGGAGCCGCGUCGCCUCAGAGUCUGGUGGCGAGCGACAUGAAAGCUUCUCCAGCUCCGCCAGCCAGGUCCUCCUCGGAUCCACGAGACGAGCCCGAGUCCCACAUCCCGUCUCUUCAACCAAUCAGCUUCCACGACUGCUGCGACCUGGCCCAGCUGGACCCGCAGGCGCUGUGCCACAGCUGCAGCGUGUUCCACUCGGGCUCCUGCAGAGACCUGGACUACUGCACGGUGCACCACGCCACCACGCCGCUGGGCCGCUGCGGCUGCGGGAAGCCGUGUCCCCGGAAGCCUCUGGUGCUGUGCCGGUACUGUGGGAAGGAGUACUGCCGGGACUGCUGGUACCGGAACCCGGUGGAGUGCACCUGCGGCCGAACCUUCGACCAGUCGUCCUCCGUGUGACGCUCGCCGGAGAAGCUCUGCACCGACGAGCGACGCCAACGUGCCUUAAACCUGCACUCGUUCAGAUCCAGUACAAUCUAAUCCCCCAUGUGGCCUUGGCUCGAUGCCCACACGCAGGAUUCUGGGCUCCCAGUUUUUCUAUUUGUGAUUUUCUUCUGUCUGUAACUCGUGCGACUGAAUCCCAUUUGUUACAGGAAACAACACCAGACGCCUUAG